CUGACAUCAUAAUGUCUGAAAUAAGAUUCAGCAAUCUUACAUGGGAUCAAGUUAUAAUAUUGAACCAAGUGCUAGAUGAGGUAAUUCCAAUUCAUGGAAGGGGGAAUUUCCCAACAUUGGAGGUAAAACCCAAAGAUAUCAUUCAUGUUGUGAAAGAUCAACUGAUAGAGCAAGGGAUUAUUGUUAAAGAUACCCGGUUGAAUGGGUCCACAGCGAGUUACAUACUUGCAAGUCACAAUGGAAUCAGCUAUAAGGAUCUGGAUGUUAUUUUUGGAGUUGAGUUACCAAAUGAUCAAGACUUUCAAGUUGUUAAAGAUACAGUUCUGGUUUGUCUACUUGACUUUUUACCAAAGGGUGUGAAAAAGGAAAAGAUAACUCUCAAGACCAUGAAAGAGGCAUAUGUGCAGAAGAUGGUCAAAGUUUGCAAUAAGCAUGAUCGUUGGAGUCUCAUUUCUCUUUCAAAUAACUCUGGGAAGAAUGUAGAAUUAAAAUUUGUGAAUUCACUCAGGCGGCAAUUUGAAUUUAGUGUUGAUUCUUUUCAAAUUGUUUUGGAUCCCAUGUUAAUCUUCUACAGUGACAAUGCUAAGCUAACUGAAGAAUCUUAUCCUGUUGUGGUAGCUGAAAGCAUGUAUGGAAACUUCCAAGAAUCAAUGAUGCAUUUAAAAUACAAGCUUAUAUCUACCAGAAAUCCUGAAGAGAUUAGAGGUGGUGGCCUUCUGAAGUACAGCAAUUUACUGGUUCGUGACUUUAAGCCAGCUUGUGAAGCAGAAAUUAAGACUCUGGAGCGUUAUAUGUGUUCUAGAUUCUUCAUUGAUUUUCCUGAUGUUGUAGAACAGCAAAAGAAGAUUGAAUCAUACCUUCACAACCAUUUCAUAGGUGAAGAAAAGAGCAAGUAUGACUACCUAAUGACCUUGCGUGGAGUUGUAAAUGAAAGCACCGUUUGCCUUAUGGGUCAUGAAAGAACACAGACACUCAAUAUGAUCACGCUUAUGGCUUUAAAAGUACUCGGAGAACAGAAUAUUCUACCCAAUACAGACCAUGUAACCUGUUUUUAUCAGCCUGCUCCAUAUUUUGCAGCGGAAGGAGGGUACCCUACUUAUUAUAUAGCAUCUGGACCACCACCUAUUUUUUUUCAGCCAUACCAUCCACUACACUUUAAUGUGCCAAAUGGGAUGGUAUAAAACACACACAUGCAACAGAAACUUUGCUUUAAUUACUUAAUAGCAAGUUUCCAAAUUCCACAUAAUUUAAGAUUGAGAUUAACUUUAUGCAGUUACUAACUUUUUUCCAUCAGUUAGGCUUAAGCCAUCAUAAUAAGUACAAUAUUGUCUAUGAACUGACAAGCUUAUUUGGUGUUAUCUACAAUAUUUCAUAUGUUGCAGAUCACUUAUAAUGAAUUUCAAAAAUUUUAGAAUACUUACAAUUUUAAGUUUACUGUGACAAAUACACUAGAGAAGACUGCAUCUUUAAGAUAUAGCAGGCUCAUUUUUUAAUAUAGGUACAGUAAAG
This is a messenger RNA of Erinaceus europaeus (western European hedgehog), 1509 nucleotides long. It is a transcript of the gene TENT5D, whose product is annotated as terminal nucleotidyltransferase 5D. Gene Ontology annotation, biological process: mRNA stabilization. The record is from RefSeq and is a predicted model, not a curated record. The transcript has a single exon. Lineage: Eukaryota; Metazoa; Chordata; Mammalia; Eulipotyphla; Erinaceidae. Gene Ontology annotation, molecular function: poly(A) RNA polymerase activity; RNA binding. The coding region runs from base 12 to 1181 and encodes 389 amino acids.